GAGUGCAGCCUUCACAACUGCAGUGCAUAACAAGCAGAGGAGUACAGUUGAGAACUUAUAGAAGCUUUUGUUACCUUUGGCUUUUUUCUCUCUCCAAGAAGACUAUAUUUUUGUUGUUGGUUUUUUUUCCUAACGAAAAAACAUUUUAUAAUUUUAUUUUUCCUUUGGGAAUCGAGGAAUAAUAUUUUAAGCAAGGAUCUUUUAUUUUUUUUUAUUUUUGAUCUAUAGUUUAAAGAGUGCAGGAAAAUGUUUCAUUAUUUGGAUAACGUUAGGAACGUAAUGGAGGGUGACGCCAGAAAAGACAAAAUGAUUCAUGAUGACCGAACCGACAGCGGAUUGGAUUCUCUAAAAGAAGAGGAAUAUAAUAAUAUUAUUCGGGAAAUGGAAGACUUCAGGAUUCAACCUAUUGAAACUGUAAAGCUCGAAUAUAAUCCUGAGCCAUGGAAGACCCAGGUCAACGAGGACGGAGAUACGUUCCUCCACCUGGCAAUAAUUCAUGAAGAGAAGUCAUUGACACAGGAGGCCAUUCGUAAAUCAGUGAAUGACUCUUUCUAUCUGAAUCUUCAAAAUCAUCUUUAUCAGACUCCACUUCAUUUGGCUGUGAUAACAGAACAACCUGAGAUAGCCCAGGUACUUCUUCAAAGUGGUUGUGAUCCAGAGAUCAGAGACUUGCGUGGAAAUACUGCCCUUCACAUUGCAUGCAAACAGGGCUCUCUCCGUGGAGUGGGGGUGAUUACUCAAUAUGCCAAGUCUCAUCACCUGAAGUCACUGCUUCAAAGUGUCAACUAUGAUGGUCACACAUGCCUUCAUCUGGCAUCAAUUUAUGGCUUCCUUGCUGUUGUGGAAAUCCUUAUCAAGCUUGGUGCUGACAUAAAUGCACAGGAACCUUGUAAUGGUCGUACAGCUCUUCACAUGGCGGUGGACCUUCAGAAUGCAGACCUUUUGUCCCUUUUGCUCAAACUUGGAGCAGAUGUAAACAAAGUGACAUAUCAAGGAUACUCCCCAUGCCAACUCACAUGGGGAAGGAAAAACCUGUCAAUUCAACAGCAGCUAGUGGCUUUGACUAAGGAAAAUUUACAACACCUUCCAGAAAGUGAGGAGGAAGACAGUUCAGACUCUGAUUCUGAAUAUACAGAUGAUAUGAUGACAUAUGAUGACUGUACAAUUGGAGGGCAAAGACUGCAUUAGACCUUUUGUCCAGAUGUCAUUAAUAGACAACCUAAAUGGACUGAAUCUCAGCUACUAAGUGCUACACUGGGACCAUUGUCUCUUCAACCUUGUGAAGAAAGGAAAGAAGAAACUGAUAAGAGUCCUAGAGAAUGAAGGGCAUGCGCUAGUCCUGGAUGACACAGAACAAAAGUUCUCAGAGGAAAGGCAUUGCAUGAUCUGGGACAAUUUUAGAAAGGUUUCUCAGAGAAGAGGCGUCGCAUAAAAUCUGAUUCUGGGACAAUUUAGAAAGAAUAAACUACUCUCCAUUGCAUUUUGUUACGAGAGGUCUUUUUUGUUGUUGUUGAAAGUAAUGGUAGAAUAACUGAGAAACAUCUGGCGGCCUUUUUCCAGACUCAGGGAAAAGGCGACUUCAGUUAAUAUCUAACGACAAAAAAAAAUGUGUUAAGCAGGUAUAUUCAGGUAAACUGCUAUAUGAAUGGAGAAUAGCAUUGAAACGGAUUCAACUAAUUUUAUUUUUUUGUAUGAAUGAAAGUUAAAUAUCACUGUUGAUGAAAAUAGUAUCAGAAAGCACCAUCUACUGUUGUUAAACACAAUGUAUCUGGUGUAUACUGUAUAUUUUGUACAUAAUGUACAGACUUUAUUUUUGUAUUAAAAAAUUAUUUAUUAAAAAUUUCUUUUUUAAA
Molecule: messenger RNA, 1853 nt
Organism: Bombina bombina (fire-bellied toad)
Lineage: Eukaryota; Metazoa; Chordata; Amphibia; Anura; Bombinatoridae
Gene: NFKBIA
Product: NFKB inhibitor alpha
Exons: 5
Coding region: 247-1188 (313 amino acids)
Molecular function (GO): protein binding
Source: RefSeq, a predicted model, not a curated record